This is a messenger RNA of Anguilla anguilla (European eel), 1961 nucleotides long. Its product is annotated as protein FAM216A-like. The record is from RefSeq and is a predicted model, not a curated record. The transcript has 6 exons. Lineage: Eukaryota; Metazoa; Chordata; Actinopteri; Anguilliformes; Anguillidae. The coding region runs from base 280 to 951 and encodes 223 amino acids.
UUUUAAAGGCCUAUUUGUUUGACGCUGGUGAAUCAUUGUAAAGCACGAUAUACAAUCAGAGUGCCUCGUGAGUCGUGCAACUUGAGGCAGAUUUUCCGCGCGGCAGUAAUGGCGUGCAGGCAUUAGAAACGCUAUACCAGCUUUCUGAAUGGCGAAACCCAAGGCUGAAACCAGAGGAACAGCUAUCCGGGCGCUGGCCUCAUCCUGACUGAGAACAGGAGAUAAAGUCAAAGCCACAGGUCACGCGGUCGUCUGUCAGGAAGUACAUUAUUAAAGCAGAUGCGUACAGUACAAGAUGUGCAAGUACUUUUUUUGUUUAUGAAGAAAACCUCUGACCGUUUGUAUAGUAAUCAAGACGAUGGCACGUGCACUCAGGUGACGUCUUCCCGCCGGAGCUCAGAGAUUCAGCGCGUGAAGCCCAUACAUAUCCCCAGAGCCUUAGCAGAUGGCCCGUUUCUACAGUACCCGCGUCUCACUCCUGGACAGAGGUGUUACUUGUCCAGCAUUGCUAGUAUCUACAGCACCGAACACGUGAGGAGGCUGAUGCAACAGCAUUAUCUGAACGUGCUCUACAGGUGCACCCAGGAAGAUCCCUGUCCUUUCAAAGAAAGCAGAAGUGAAGAGGAGAGCAUGAUAGGUAAAGAGUGUGUCCAGAUGGACUCAGACAUGACUACAGUAUCCAGAACUCCCAGCAGGAGCAGUGAAGAUAGCAGCUUGGUUGCAGUAAAUGCUGUCGCCCUGCCCAAAAUCCCCAUCAAACAGGCCAGGAAGACAUCAAGACCUCUGGCUUCAAAAGAAAGAAAAACCAGAAAACCCAAGAAAAAAGUUCCUGUGGUGCAAGUGGCCUCCACAAAAGCAAGAAAACGAGAGGCAGACACCAGCAGGAGGAGCGAGAAGACCAGGGCAGUGUUUCUGAGCGAGAGCAUGGAGUCCCUCUCCAUACAGGAAUAAAAACUGCUUUUGAAAAUGUAAGACAAAAUCCAAAAAAUGAACAAUAUUUCUAACGCUGCACAAAACAAUGAAAUGGAUGAUUGGACAUAUUCCAAAGAAUCUGCGGUUUUUCAGGGACACCUGGCGAUGUUUCCUAUUUCAGGCAGGCGUGAUUGGUUUAUUCCCUUUGAGGGCAUUAGCCAAUCGCAGCUCCCGUUUCCAUACACUGUUCCAAACCACUGGACACAGAGACAGCCAGCAGAAUGUUUUUUGGUGCUUCAAGAGCAAGAAAUGUUUGCUCUGCACCAUUAGAACACAACGUGAGGGUUGCGCUGUCUGCCACGCAGGGUGAUGCACGGUUGUUAAGGGGCUGAUAGGGGAACUGGGAUUAGGCUGUUUGAGGAAGUGCAGUUUUUUAUGGACUUUUUUUUUUAGCAAGCUCAGGAGUAGUCAGGAUAAGAGUGCAACCAAUGCAGUAAUCAGCUCAGGGUUAUCCUAGGUUAAAAAGUGUUCUUUUGGGAAUGCGGAUUCAAAUACCUCUUCAUCAUAGUGAACGGUGGUUGGUCAGGAUGGUUUUACUCAGUGACAGUUGGUGAGGAUAGCUUUACAUCUCCUGUUCUGAUGUGAGCAAACCUGUGUACUUAGAAACUAGUAUAUGAGUUUUUGAUAGGCACUUACAAACACACGUUCCUGUGUUCCUUCAUUUUGGUGGCGAUACUUUUACCUCAAGUGGUGACUCCUUGUUCUGUAGAAGAGUUACAGUCAGGGAUGUAUGAAAAUAAGAUUGGGGACGGGUGGUGGGGGGGACAGUCUUCCCAAGAAACUGCAAGAACAUUAGCCAGAAAUGAUGGAUGUAAUGUGACAAUACUCCAGCAAAUUGGAUUUGAAAUUAAACAAUUAAUAUGAGAUUAAAGUGCAGAACUGUCAGCUUUAAUUUGAGAGUAUUUACAUCUGCAUCAGGUGAUCCUUGAGGAAAUACAGCCCUUUUUAUAUGCAGUUUCCCCAUUUUAGGGGAGCAAAAGCAAUUGGAC